UCGAGAGUAUGAGAUCAGUGGUAGCAUUGUCAGUUUUACGCUCAUUGGUAUUAACGCGUGGACGCUAAAUCAUUCUCUCAAUGGUCUCGUUGGAAACAGGAAGUGUCUGUUUAACUCACUAGUGAAUUAUCGGGUUGGAGAAAGAAAUUGCGAUACAUACUGACUUGAUGCUGUGACUUGCAUCAUUGGGAGGAUUGAUACUCGCCGAGAUGACGAUCAUCGCGGGGUCUCGGUGGCUUCAGCUAUUUAUUAUCAUUUUUUUCGUCACAAUUACGACUCAAGAGAUUACGCAAGAGUGCGGUAGGACGAAAUGUAAAAUAGAGGGAAUACCGAAAUUUAAAUACAACGUGGGAACGAUUUAUCGUUAUCAUCACAGUGUCAAUGUGAGCUUGAACCUGGGAAAUGCCUCGACGGCAUCGAAUCUCUUCAUCACGUCACUCGUAGAAAUUGAAUUUACAACGCCAUGUGAGGCUGAUCUUCGAAUCAGUGACGCGGGUAUAUCCCAACGCGUAAAAUCAGAGGACGAGUCGAAAUAUUCGGACCGAACGGAAACGAAAUUUAAAGAGCACCUCGAGGAAUACAGUCUGCGAUUUGCGUUCGAGGAUGGACACGUCCGAGAGGUGUGUCCUCAUUCCCAGGAUCCCGUGUGGAGUGUGAACAUCAAACGGGGAAUACUGUCGAUGCUCCAGAAUACCAUGAAACGUUUCGACGUGGAUCACCACACAAACGAGCUCGACGUGAAUGGAAUUUGCGACACACAUUAUCGACUCCACGAGGCCAGGAAGACAAGUCUCAUCGUCACGAAGGCGAAGGACCUGGACAGCUGCUCCAACCGUGGCAAACACCUCUCGAUAAUCCAAUCAACUGGAUACACUAGUCCUCGGAAGCACUCGAAGAACAGCCUCCUGGACUCGAACUUGAACUGCGAAAUCGUGAUCGAUCACAAUAUCUAUGAGAGUGUCUACUGCAAGGAGAGUCACACCCUGAAGGCCCUGUCCAAUCGUGAUGCUGCAGUCAAGUCAACAGUGAAUUCCGCCCUGACCCUCAUUGAAGAGAUAAAUAAAGAGGACGUAUUUGAGGACGAGGAAGAAACAAUAGAUUACAGCAAUAUAGUCCCCACGAAUCUUUUGUACGAUCACUCGUCGGAGACGUCAUCAGGGAAAACCAGUUACUCAGAGCUGAGAACCUCCAGAGACCUCUUAAAGAGCAUGUGCCUCCUGGGCUCCAGUGGACAACUGGAGCAACAGUUCUCUGAACUAUUCACGAAAUUCAUUCACUCAGCACGACUACUCGAUUACGCCUCAUUGUCGGCAUUAUUAAAAAGGGCUGAUGGUAUUUGCGUUGGUGGCAGAAAGCGCCUCCUGGAUGCUCUUCCCUUCAUAGGAACAGGGAGUUCCCUCAAGGUAAUGAGAGACACGAUGUCCAAGAAGAUGGUGGACAAGGACACAAGUGACAAAUGGGUGACUGCUAUCGCCCUGGUACCUCGUCCUGACGCAUCAACAGUCGCUGCACUCCUCUCUCUUCUGGAACUCGAGGGAGAUAUGCCUGAUGCGCAUCUGACACUCGUCUAUUCCGCUGUGGUCCGAGCAUUCUGCCAGAAUGAUGCUGUUAUGAAUAAAUGGAGGCGUCGAGAGCAGGGGGGAUUCUUCCAGACUGACGACUGUUUAUCGAUCGAGGGAACUGGUAUAAACAAAUUUCUAGCGAGAUUAGAAGAUACUAUUGACAGAGGUUGCAACCCUCGACCCCAUAACCCAGAGGAGAAUAGAAAGACCUUGGAGGCAUUGAAAGCUAUUGGAAAUAUGGGACUAGAGACUCGGGGCAUUUUGAGGAAGCUGGAGACGUGCGUUAAUGAUGUCUCGGGAUUUCUUCCCAUGGAAAUAAAAAUUUCAGCUAUCGAGGCGCACAGGAGAUUACCCUCCUGCCAGGAUACGAGAGAUAAAAUGUUCUUGGAACUCUAUCGAAACGUCACUCACGAUCCUGAGAUAAGGAUUGCCUCGUAUUUACAAGUGAUGAGGUGUCCAGAUUACACGGUUAUCAAGACGAUAAAGGGCAUCCUCAGGGAGGAACCGGUGAAUCAGGUCGGAUCCUUUGUCUGGAGUCAUCUGACUAAUUUACACGCCUCGUCGUCACCCACGAGAAUUGAAAUACAGAGUCUGUUAACGGAUCGCGAUCUCGGGGAUAAAUUCAACAGCGAUGCCAGGAAAUAUUCCCGAAAUUACGAGUCGUCGUUUUUCUCGGAGGAGUACAACGUCGGUGGGACAUUUCAGAGCAAUGUCGUGUUCUCAUCCAAGUCUUAUAUCCCAAGGACAUUGACGUUUAAUGUGUCUCUCGAUUUAUUUGGAGAGUCUGUUCAUGUUUUCGAGGCGACUGUCAGGAUGGAGGGAAUGGAGUAUUAUGCGGAGAAGUUCUUCGGUCCUGAUGGACCUCUAGCCAAGGACAAAAUAUCCCAGCACAUUGCCAGUUUCCUCAGGAAAAUACGAUCUCCAGAGGAUAUGAGCGCUCUUUGGGACGGGAUCAAACGCCUGCCAAAUAUUAUUGACAAUAACUUUGGUGAUCCGACGAUCAGCGUCUCGUAUAAAAUAUUUGGAAAUGAAUUGGACUUCAGGACGUUGAGGGGAAAGGACGAAAUCGCUAAGAAUAUUUUCGCACUGGAUCCCUGGAGUAAAAUAUUGAAAUUAUUCUCUGGAAAAGAAAUCCGGUACGAGAAUUCCGCGAUGUUCUUGGAUUUCAGUUACAUCGUGUCAAGCACUGCAGGAUUACCAGUGCGAUUGGAUCUCACUGGAUCAGCUGCUUGCAAUCUCAAGCUCUCUGGACUCCUGGAGGCCGGGCAAUCCUCAGGGAGAACUGAUAUUCAAUUCGCUGGAAAUUUAUCACCGAGUGUAAGUGUCGAUGUCACCGGGAAAAUGACAGUGGACGCCUUCUACAAGAGCGCAGCUAUCAAACUGAGAAGUAAUAUUUACACAUCGAGUGCAGUGAGACUGAAACUCGAAGUCAAGGGAAUGGAAUUGAUUAGACUGAACGUGGGGCUGCCCAAUCGAAAGCUGGAGGUCUUCUCCAUGAGGACUGAUAUUUUAUUAGUAAGUGGAAACGAAGCGACGACGACGGAAACGUCAGCUAUUGGCUCUCUGAGACAUCAGCCCGUGUAUUUCGCGAAUACCACCUGCAGCUGGCCCGUCCUGGAGCGAUUGAUAGGUUUGAAACUUUGUCUUGAUUAUCAAUUCCCGAAUACCACCGAGAUAACUGAUGCCUCGUAUCUCUUGCUGAAUGGACCUACACUCCUCAGAACUUCUAUUAUCAAAGCUGAUCCAACAGCUGAGAGUUAUUUAUUCGAGUACAAGUGGAAUGCAUCACCCACGGAGAGUACAAUAAAAUUAGCAUUCGAUACUCCAGGCUCGAAGAUCCAUCGGGAAGCUAGUGCGGUCUUGACUUUCGACGCACCCACGCGAAAUGUCAGUCUUCUUCUCUCGUCCGCGGGGAAUAGUCUAGUAGCGAAAGGGACGUACAAACGAACUGACGACGAGGCGAUGGUCGACGUAGGUCUCGACGUCAAUGGUACCAAGCACCUGCAGGGCUACAUGGGCUACACCCGGACUAAGGGGAAUUAUGGGUACACGUACAAUCCCAAGAUGUAUCUCGCCAUCAACGGUGAACGAGUCGCUGAACUUCAGGGAACGAUCAGAGACGCCCACAAGAACAAUGUCUCUCAGUGCGAUAUCGAUUUAACUUUUGAAACGAAACGAGUCAAGAGCAGAGUUAUGGGAUACGUUAUGACGAGGGAAACGAGUUUAACUGGAAAUGUCAAGCUCGAGUAUCAGUUUCAGCCGUCGAAGAAGAAUGAGACUCUUCAGGUGGAGAUAUCGUUGGCUAAUCGAUCGACUAAGACACUGACGCAUAAAGAAGCUAAUCUGAAGAUCCAGUCAAGUGCUUAUCCUCAGUUGAACGCCAUCAUCAAUAGUUGGUAUCAACAGGCACUCGGUCAUCUCGAGCUUCAUCUGGAGAUCAAUGGGAAACCUCAUCUUCGAGACGAUCGGCACAAAUUAACGGCGCAACUGGUUUUAACCCACUCCAAGGCAUAUUUUCAAAGCGAUGAAUCGAAGAUUAACGCGUAUUUUGCGUUGAGAAAGCCGAUACAAAAUCUCGACAUAAAGAUCGGUAUCCAGAGAUUCUCCAUCGGCCCCUCUUCCAAGACGUACUUCCUGGUGAGAUAUGCACCGGGAAAAGAGAUCACUCUAGCCGUCAAUCUCAUCACACCCCGGGGAAAUAUGUAUGCCGUCGAGGCGCACGUUAACAUGACGAUUCCAAACCUCGUGCCACUGGUAAUCGAUUUAAAAAUAAACGAGAAAGCAAGAAGAGAGUAUGACAUAGAUUUUGCUGGCACUUGGUUCAGUGGACACAAUGGUACAAUACGAGGGACUUACGCGGACAGAUCGUCGGGUGUUCCUGGUAUGGCAGGAGCUCCUCGAAUUGUCAGUCACAGUCUGAAGUUGCUGGUGAGAUCCCCGAGUCUGGAGAGAGACGUCUUGAUCAAUUGCAAACUCUACCGAGACCUCAUUGACGUUAAGCUGGACGUCAACGUGGAGUACCUGGACGCUGAUAAAUACGCUAUCAUGUUCGAGCACUCUCAGGUGCACCUGGGAAAAUUUACGACGUCUGCUGAAGCGAGAUACAAGAACAACGUCUACGGAGUCACUGCCAAUUUCGAUGUCCAGGGGGAGAUCAGGAUGGAGAUACAUCUGGAUCGCUGGAGGGACGUGCACUUAGUCCUCACUGGGAUUAACCAAGAGACCAAUAAGGAGUUUGGAGUGGAGGUCAGGUGGGACGCUAAUCGUGAUCCUGACCUCAAGUUUGCAGCGCUGUUGCGGUUGGCUAAACAGUACGAGGACUUGGGAGUCUCCUACUCCAGGAACUUGACGGCGUUCGCGAUGGUGACGUACCCUGGAAGAUUAUUCACGACCUCGGGACUGCUAGCCAUGAUCAAUGGUAAUAAUUACAUAAUCGAUGGAAAAAUCGUUUGGGAUCCAGAGAGCAUUAUCCAGCUUGGUAUUGACAUCGAUUUCGAUCCUGAGAAUUGGCGGAAGUCAGCGAAAUUCGAUGGUCAGGUCCUUACACCCUUCGAGGGAUGGAGGAAAACCAGUUUGAAUUCAAGGUACAAUUGGACAGAGAAAACAAUCGCGAUGAACUGCGAUGCGCACUGGCAGGACAACGAGAAGGUCCUCGUUCAUCUCCUCGCGAGUUAUGAGCCUCUCGAAGGUGGUGAUGAGUACAAAGCUGACUGCGGAUUGAUCAGCACGAUUCAUAAUAUCGGAUGGAUGACUGCUAAUGUCACUCACAAACUCUGGCGUACAUCCCAGACAUCGAAUAUGGAUUCGACGAUUCUCCUCAGGUACAAUCCUGACAACGUCGUGGAUGUCAAGAGCAAUUGGAGUAUCGAAGGACCUUCUAAUAUUGGAGACAACAUCACCGUGACUGGAAAUCUCCAGUUUGCAUCGCCCAUCGUUAAUUACAAAAACGGAAACAUCAAGUGUCAACUCAGGUGGGAGCCCAACUGGAAAUUCGGUGGUGCUUCCAGUGCAGAGAUCGAUCUCAGGAAAUAUACGGGGAUUUUACGGGGGGAUCUAGCGAGAAUUAAAGAGUCGAUGAUUGAGUUCAAUCUGACGAGUCCACUGGAGAAAUAUCGCCUGGUCACUGGGAGGUUUGGAAUUUCUGAGAGAAAUAGGCAUGUAGUUGCUGAAGUUGUCAGUCCUUCAGGGCCUAUAGGGAUUGAAGCCCUUUGUCAAUUAUUUACGACUACCAAUAAUGAUUUUAACGUCGUGAUGAAGGUCUCCACGCCCAUCGAACUCCUCCAGAGGUUCUGGAUCAUAGCGAAAAUGGCGAGGACUGAAGCGGAUUUCAGACUGGCGUACAAUAAUAUCACAGCUGGAUUCCAGGCGGUCUGGCAUUACAACAACAUCACGGAUUUUCAUUAUAGUUAUAUUAUAUUUACGCCGAUUCAUGGACUCCACGAGAGUGGAAUCGUCGCGAAACUCAUUGUUCCUGGUCUCAAUGGACAGACCUCCAAGAAAUACGCGAUUGACACUGAAUUCUCAGUUAGAAUUGUGGAGAGAAAAGUUGGAUUGAGAGCAAUCAGUGGACCGAGGAUAACGGCGAGAGGAAUGGAGCUUCUAACUGAUCCCGAGGCUGAUGAUGCGCAUAAGGACGACUUCAGCUGGCACGGGGACGCUGAAGUUCAUUUGGCUGUUAUUUCUCCAAUCACUGGAACCCUCGAUGUUGAUAAAGAUGGUGUGGUCUAUCAGGCUGCAGGAAUCCUGGGGAUUCCGAACGGCGUGAUAAUCCUCAAUGACAAAUUCACCUUUGAAGAUGUCUUUGACAUGAGGAACAUCCUCGAGGUAACGACGCCCUUCCUUUGGGCUUCUCGGAUCAGUUACACCUACAUCUUCAAAGUGGACAUGGAGAACUCUGUGUACUACAUGGACACCCAGUUGAAUGUGAAUCGAGUGUUAUCAAUCAAUUCUUCGUACUGGAUCGAGACUGGAUUGACCGGUAAUUAUUCUUAUGCAGAAGGGGAUGAGGAUGACUCGCAGAAUCAUCGACUUGAGUUAAUCCUGAAGACUCCCCUGGAGUCCCUGAAACGAAUCGACGCAGUUGGGACGUACGAGCACGAUGAGAACAUCUUCAGGUCGAGCAUCAAAGUGAGAACUAACGAGAGCAGUGCACAUUUCAGUAGUUCACUGGAGAUGGAGGAAAAUUUCAGCGAUGGUACAUUCACAUUGGGAGUCAUUUCCCCGAUUUUAGAAAUUCCGACGACGAAGAUCACUGUGAAAAAGGACUUCACGGAGAAGGAGAAGCGGAUCGAGGCUGGAAUUGAGAUGGAGGAGGUGAAGAGAGCUCCAUGCAGGGUGCAACUCGCUUGGGACAUCACGUCAAACCACCAGGCGAUGGUCUUCGUUGGCUUGGAGACAUGGGUUGAAUCCCUACCCAGUGCCGAGUUCCUGGUGGAAUAUUCUAACAGUUUGGCUCAGAACAAGAGCCUUCGAGUCAAUACUACACUUAAACAUUAUCCGCAGAGUGAAUACAAAGUGGCAGCUGUUUACGAACCAACUGGUCAUGUUCAGAUUAAUCUCGAUGGGCCAGAGGAUAUGGAGUACAAAUUCGACGGAGUGGUCGAUCAAUCGAACAAGAUCACUGGGGAAUUGAGGAAUGUGAAGACUGCAGUGAUUUAUCGGGUGAAUGGGCAGUGGAAUUUUGAAAGGGGUCAGGAUAACAUCGUCACCAUGGACACUGGAAUUUUAUUGUCUAAUGAUAAAGGAGAGGAGCAUCACGUUGCUUUGACGCUGGUGAGAGAGAAGGCUGGACUGAAAUUUAUUGUAACCAGCGAUCGGGUGAACGCAGAAUCCUCGUUGGCAUAUAUUAACGCCUUCAACUGGAACAUCAGUAUCACGACGUCGUACCCGAGGAUUCAAUCCUCGAGGAAUGGAGAAAUGAUUCGAUAUAAUUUACAAGCGCAUUCUAAUGUUCAAACGAAUGGGGAGACAAGUCUCUAUUUUCGAGGGGAUACUCCUCUCCGCGGGCUGGAGAGUCUCGAAACCUCUGCAAAUCUUCUCCUGGGGAGUGACAAUGGAGAUGCUAGAAUUGUACAUCAGUUGAAUGAUGAUCGGUACCAACUGGAUUGCGCGUGGAAAUUGGCGUACAUGAUUGACAUGCUGUUCAGGGUGAAUGGAUUGGCGAACGACAGGAAGGCGGGUAUUGAGGUGUUCCUGAGGAAGGCCACCACGAACCUGAAUACGGGUUUUGAUGUGAAUGUCGAUGGGGACCGGUGGCGAUGUGCCACGAAUGCAACAGUGAGUUACAGGGACUCGGAGAAUUUGGAUGGAAUAAUUUCUGUUAAACUUCCACCUCCAGACGAUGAUAAUCAUCAGAUUCUGGUGAGUUAUCAUGCGAAUGGUGGCCUGAGGGAUGCCAAAUACGUGGUGGGAUACACCGCGACGAGGGCAAAAGCGAAUUACGCGACUGAUGGGUCUAUUCUCUUCGGUGAGAGGAACAUUGAUGGCCAUUUGAGAUUGACCUGGGGCACGUAUCCCGGUGAGGCCAUCAAUAACAUCUUGAAUGCCACAUUCGAAGGAACAAAGAUAGGUCUGAAGUACUCGUUGCACACCCCGAAGUUCAUAGACCAGGAGACCGGAAUAAUCGUGUUGAAUUACGACGGAGGGACGAGCCAGAGGAGCAUCCUGGACGCAGAUGUCUAUUACCCAUCAGCAACGAAAGUUGGAACAGCCCAUAUAUCUUACGACAGUAUCAACAACGUCAACGGAACUCUGAAUGCCACGACCUCAUUCCCAAGAUUCUCAUACGCAGCCUGUGAUUUCGUUGUCCUGACAACCCUGAGGAGGAAUAAACGAUAUGUGAAAGUAUUCUGGCCGAACGACACAGCCCACAUAAACUCGGAUUACUCGUAUCAGAGUGAGAGACUGAAUUCCAAUCUCGAGGGAAUUGUCCACCUGGAGGUGCCCCUGAGUACUCGACACAUAGCGCAGCUGAAUUACGGGUACAAGAAGAGGCCCCAGGUGACUACUGGAGGUGCACAAUUGGAUUACAAUGAGGAGAGAAUUCUCGAUGCGAAUUACAACUCCAAGAGUGAGUCACGAGGAGGCUUCGACAAGGAUACCAUUCAAAUAACUCUGGAAAAUCCUUAUCAGCCCCUGGGAAUUGAUUACAUCAAUCAGUUCGAGUACAGUGCGGGCAAUGCUGGCACGAAUUAUCCAACCCUGGAGUCGAGACGAGCGCAUGUUUACAGGCUGGACAACAGCUCGGCCUUCAGUAUAUCUGGGGAGUCUAGAAUCAGAACAACUCACGAGGGCCAGGACAUCGAGCUCCAAGCCGAGAGUCUCAACAAAACAGUUAAAAUACGAACGGAUUAUCAAGUGAUACCUGGUGAGUUCAAUCACAACUGUCGAUUAGAUCUGGCACAGGACGCCUGGAUGACGUACAGAGUAAAUAUCGUGAACAAAACGACUGAGGAAAUUGAUAAUCAAUUUAUCGUCAUAGACAUCACUUAUCCCUAUCGAAAUUUUACGAUUGAUGGAUCGUACAUGAUAACCAGUCACGAAUUCAAUACAGAGGGGAAAUUAUUUUGGAAUAAGACAUAUCCUCCAGGUGAGCAGCCCUUCGAGUACGAAGUGGAGAGGACAAUUGGUGCUGGGUUUGAGUGGAAGAACUUGACAGAGAAUACCCAAGGGGCUUCUGACAGACAACUCCUUAAUUUCACGUUGAAACAUCCCAGUCUGAGCAAAGACGCUCAUCUAGCUGGAUAUCUGCACAGAAGGGAUGGAAAGAUGUUGCUCAAUGCCACAGUCAUUGUGGAUUACUCUGAGAACCCUGACAAACUCGGAAGGUUGUCCACUGUCAUCCAGAAUGACAGCACCUCCCCCAAAGACGUUAGAUAUUCUUAUUUGAUACAGGGAAAACACCCCAGGACGAGACUGACUCUAGACGUCACUGGAAAAAUCACGAAGAACUCCUGGUCGCUCUUCCACACGUAUCACAAUGCCAGUUACUUCAGGGGUUUUCGAACUGAAGACCAAGGCCAUUUCUACACGACGAUUGAUGUCCCCAGGCGACAAUUUGAGUUCCACAGGGAGAGCAAUGAUGUCACGAAACAUCUGGAUUUCGGUUACUACCCGGAUCACCCGAUUUACAAAGCAAACGGAAGUAUUGUCGAUUCGGUGAAAUAUUUAAAUGCCACUGGCGCCUAUUAUUUGAAUAUUCCUGAAAAACUCACGUGGAUGAUGGUGAACUACACUCCCGACGCCGUAACCAGUCUCCGGAUGUACGGCAAUAUUCCGGAUGUUAGAAAUGCGAUUUUCGAUGUGUGGAGAACGUACGAGAGGGAUCUUAUUGUCAAUGAUGUUUCUUUCUACUUGAAAUUAAAUCAUUCGAGGCUUGUUACAUAUACUCUAAAGUGGCGGCCAGAACUUAAAAAGGAUAUUGCGGAUAAUAUUCGGGGGGCAAUGGCGGAUUUUUAUACGGAAUUUGGUAAAGACUUGGAUUAUUGGAAGUAUUACAUUAAGAGCGAGAGUGUUAGUGCUAUUAAUGAGAUAUGGGAUGAUGCCAAGGAUGAUCUCAGGGGCUAUAUCAAUGACUGGGAGAAUCUCAAGGAACUCGAUGAUGAUCUGGAGAGGCUCAAGAUUUAUCUGAAUGACUCGUACAAUUCCAAUGAUUUUUACAUCAAGGAUCUGGUCGCUCUGGGAAUGUAUGUGGUGGAUGAACUCGCUUUGAGGAAACAUAUAGAGUCUUUGCCAAAUAUUUUUAAUGAGAUCUGGGAGAUCAUGGGGGAGUCCGGGGAGGCUAUCAGGAAGUCUCUGGUGUGGAUCAUCGAAGCCACCAAGGAUGCUUACAAAAAACUCUGCGAGAUGGUGAGUGCUGUGUUGAAGGGGGAAUCAUUCUCUCAAAUUGCUCAGAUCAUCGAGAAAAUGGUCGAGAAGUACGAUAAAUUCAUGAAGGAUCUUCAUGUGUCAUUUAUCAAGUACAUCAAUCACUUGUGGAAUAAUGUCUCUAUUGCGAUUAAUCGCCAGUGGAACAGGAUCUUGGAGGCUAUGGAGCCUCUUUUUAUCAGGGUUCUGCAUUAUUUGGAGGCAGUUCUUUGGAAAGCGAGUAAAGAAAUUCUGGAUUUCUUGUACGAUCGGAGGAAUGAACUCAUCAAAUCCCCGUAUUUUGACAGACUGGCGAAUUUUACUCAGGACGUUGAUAGAUUGUACAAGGAUAUCAAGAGCAAUGACAUCAUCACGAACAUCAGGAAGUACUCGGCGAUUAUUAUUACUUUCCUCCAGGAGCGAUACUUCACGAUGGUGCCUUUUGGAAAAGAGUUGAAAGCUAUUAUCGAUGAAAUUCUUAUGGAACUCUCGGAGCUCAAGAAAUUACCGAGUGUUCACUUUGCACUUGAUAAAAUAAAUUACAUCUACGAACGAGUCAGCUACUUCUACAAAUAUUUUGGGGUCCAAGCGAAACUCGAGCGUACGAUUAAAAUUAUUCACGCAAAACUCAUGGACGUCAGUCAGAGUGCACUCCAAGCUGAGAGCAAAUACAGAGAGGCGAAGACGAAAUUUAUAUUCGAUCCGAAUAUCGGGUUGAUGUGUUUGGAACAAAAAUUACCGGUCUCCUGGCAUGCUUUCAAUCAGACCCCAGAGUUUCAGGAGAUCCCUGAGUACCGGGCGAUUAUCGAUUUGAGAGACUAUUUCACAACAUCUAAUGCAACUUUUUGGACGCUGUACUAUCGCUUCAGGCCUUACACCGAUCCAUAUAAUUUACUGCCACCUUUCAAAGCCCAGGCGAUGAUCGUCGGUCAUCAGCACUACGUCACCUUCGAUAAUCAUCAUUAUGAUUUUGUGGGGAAUGGAUCUUAUCUGUUGGCCACUGAUUUUGUGGCUAGUGAAUUCGCUGUUAUAAUUUGUUAUGACACAAUUGCAGAGAGUAAUUCCACAAUGAAACAUAAAAUCAUUGUUCUGUGUGGACCUCAGGAAAUUGAAAUAAACGUUUUUGAUGAUACGGUUUUGGUCCGAAACUCUAAUGAUUCCCUUCGACUCCCGAUGGAAUUGGAUAACGCGAUGGGAUUCGUACACCAGAAGGAGAGCAUUGUCACGAUUGAAUUGAAAAACGGAUUGUUCAAUCUCAAAUGCAAUUUGAAGUAUGACGUAUGUGUUCUAGAGCUCGCUGGAUGGUAUUUUGGAAAAACAGCCGGAUUAUUAGGAACCUUCAACAACGAACGAUAUGACGAUACAAUUCAGUCAAAUGGAAUUGUAACCAGUGAUAUCCUGGCUUUUGGAAACAGUUGGAGAAUUCCAGAGAUAAAUAAUUCCCAAAAUAAUCCCCAGCCCUUGAAAAAUCUAGCAACAACCGGAGAUGCUGAUAAGGAAGCGCUCAAAUUCUGUCAGAAUAUAUUCUCAAAUAAAAGUUCUGAAUUCGGUGAUUGUUUUGCUGUGGUAGAGCCAACGCUUUAUGCCACUGCCUGUGCUAAUUCGAGAUCUGUACCUGAAGCUUGUACAUUGGCAAUAUCUUACAUGCAAGUUUGCAGUUUUUACGACACUUACCUGAGAAUUCCGGACACCUGCACUUCUUGUCCCAUGGCCGAUGGCUCAACUGUUCCCGAGGGAGAGUUCCGGAAAUUAGAAGGCAAUCGUGUACCUCAGUCCACGGAUGUUGUUUUUAUCGUCGAGGCGAAGUCUUGUAAUUAUGAUGUGAAGCACAAUCGCAGUGUCAAUACUCUGGUGAAUCAGAUUAAUAAAGAACUCAUGGACGCCGGACUGAAGAAUAACCGUUGGGCUUUAGUCACUUUUGGCGGGAACGGGGUGUACGAUAAACCGCGAAGUCUCAUUCUCGAUAAUAAAAUAUUUACACACGACAUCGAGAGAUUCCCCGAGUAUUUCGAUACAAUCAAAACUGGCGAUGGCAAUCAAGAUGUUUUUGGGGCAAUUGUCUUUGCUUCACAAUUGGUAUUCAGAGCCGGCGUCUCCAAGACUUUUAUUCUCAUGCCAUGUUCACACUGCGAGCCACAAAAUCAAACACUCGAUUACUCAGUUAUCAAUCAAGUACUUCUUGAACAUGAGACGACACUUCAUAUUCUCAUGGAUGGGGAUUUUCACUUCAGCAAGCAGAGGCUCAGUAAAAUAUUCUAUGGACUUGAUGCAACGAAAUCGUAUACUAGGAAAGACGUUAAAGUACUCCGUGGGGAUGUUGAUCUGAGGCGUCAGGUUAAAAUGUCGAAAAAUACACUGGGGUAUUGCACACCACUGGCUUUGGAGUCUAAUGGCACGAUAUUCAGCGGGAAUAAGUUGAGAUUUGAGAAAUCAACGGCGAUUAAAAAAUUCACGAGCGUCUUCGCGAAGAGAGUCGCUGCUACUGCCCUCCCAAGCCACUGCCAACAUUGCGAGUGCACUGCUGAUAAUGAUGGAGUCACUCAUAUGGAGUGUAUACCCUGUGUUUAUCCAAUGCCGACGUAUGUCGAUUAUGUGAGCGAAACGUUUAAUGAAGACGACACCCUCUCAGUUCUCCAACCGAUGGACGCUGACUACGUUCAAAUUGAUGAUGCAGAAGACUAAUUUUACGUUAAUAUAUAUAUUCUCUUCAAUAUCACAACUCUCAUGAGUUUCAGUUUGUAUUAUAUUUGAAAUAAUUACAUUGUUAAAUCAGAUUUAUAAUAUUUCACAUGUGUCAUAUAAAACCAUUUUCUAAUGCUCAA
This is a messenger RNA of Fopius arisanus, 13228 nucleotides long. It is a transcript of the gene Apoltp, whose product is annotated as Apolipoprotein lipid transfer particle. The transcript has 4 exons. Gene Ontology annotation, molecular function: lipid carrier activity. The coding region runs from base 210 to 13088 and encodes 4292 amino acids. NCBI's taxonomy places the organism in Eukaryota, Metazoa, Arthropoda, Insecta, Hymenoptera, Braconidae. Gene Ontology annotation, biological process: lipid transport. The record is from RefSeq and is a predicted model, not a curated record.